This is a messenger RNA of Cherax quadricarinatus, 2615 nucleotides long. RefSeq names its product integrin beta pat-3. NCBI's taxonomy places the organism in Eukaryota, Metazoa, Arthropoda, Malacostraca, Decapoda, Parastacidae. Gene Ontology annotation, biological process: cell migration; cell adhesion mediated by integrin; cell-matrix adhesion. Gene Ontology annotation, molecular function: integrin binding. Gene Ontology annotation, cellular component: integrin complex; focal adhesion; cell surface. The record is from RefSeq and is a predicted model, not a curated record.
UGAGUUCAUAAGCACCGAAGUGACCGAAGCUUCAUCAGCUUCCUCUGUACUGCCCUGCUGCCUCAGCUCACCCUGCUGCCUCAGCUCACCCUGCUGCCUCAGCUCACCCUGCUGCCUCGGCUCUCCCUGCUGCCUCGGCUCUCCCUGCUGCCUCGGCUCUCCCUGCUUCCUCGGCUUACCCUGCUUCCUCGGCUUACCCUGCUGCCUCGGCUUACCCUGCUGCCUCGGCUCACCCUGCUGCCUCGGCUCACCCUGCUGCCUCAGCUCACAAACCCACAUUCAGUAGCACACAGCCUGGGAGUGAGGGUACACUGAUACUUGGCAGCAGUAUACACUGCACAAUGAUGACCUUCUGGAAAUGGGGUGCAUCUGCAGUGAUUGUUCUGAUCAUUGCAUGUAGCUGCCUAGGCCAGGAACGGCAAUAUGAACAUCAAGACUCUGCUGUGCAUAAUCACCAUGGAAAUGGCAGAAAUGCUAGGGGAAGAUUCAAAAGCCCUACAGAUGAGAUGGAUGAUGAUCGUGUGUUGACACGAGAGGAGAGGAGAAGGCAAAGGGAGGAGCGCCAACUGGCAAGAAGUGAGAGAAGGGAUGAAAGGAGGCGGCAAAAGGAGGAUGGUCGGAGAACAGGGCAUGACCGAAGACAUGAAGUAUCCGCUGAGGUGGUGGACUUAGCAUGGUUGAGGGCUAACCUUUCCUCCCUCUGGAGAGAGUUUCGAGCUUUUACAAAGCAACAGGGACAUGGACAUACAAAUCGUGGUUCACUAACAAGAGAACGCAGUGAAACUUCAGAAGCAAGUGAAGUUACAGAAGAUUAUGCCUCGUGUCCUACUGGGGUAGAUGGCUGCCGCGGCAAUGGAGGCCAGAUCUGCAGUGGGCACGGGAAGUGCUCAUGUGGUCAUUGUCAGUGCAACUCUGAUUACUAUGGCAGCACAUGCCAGUGUAGUGAUUACACCUGUGAUCUAUAUGACGGAAUGGUUUGUGGUGGACCAAGUCGUGGACAGUGUCGUUGUGGAGGGUGUGUAUGUCGACCUGGCUAUGUCGGAGAAGCUUGCAACUGCCCCACUCAAACUCAGACAUGUAUCCUACCAGGGAAUAAUAGUAUAUGCUCAAAUAAAGGGACUUGUGUGUGUGGAAGAUGUAGCUGUGGAGAUGGAUUUAAAGGUAUGUACUGUGAGGAUUCAGCCUAUGCAGCUGGAGUAUGUGAAAAGCUGAAGCCUUGUGUUCUCUGUAAAGCCUGGAAGUGGGAGCUGUCUACAUGUGAUCAGUGUCAGAUCACAGUCACUACUGUGGAUAUUCUUGAACCAUCAAUGACAACUUGUGUGAUGGUUAACUCGGGAUGCAUUCUCAAGUAUUCGUACAGUCUACAAGUGUUGGGCAUAUAUAAUGUUCUUGUGGAAAGAAACAAUGAAUGUCCACCACAAAUUGACUAAGGUGAACUCCUUCGAUAAAUAUAAGCAAGAGAUGAAGGUCAGUGAUCACCUUGUGCCUCUAUACAAGAAUUGUGCAGAGCUGUAAUUAUGACUACAAAAGGGGAACGUCUUAUAAUUUUGGUGUUCAUGUGGAAAUACUAAACUGAUAAGUGCUGUACAACACCUGGCAAAUUAGGUAAUUAGAUUUGAUCAUAAGAAAUUGGGAAGUGACCUUAAUUCUUUGAAACAAGAGCCCUUCAUCAGUAUCAAGGCCAACUCCCCUUGAAAGGUUUCAAAUUUUAUAAUUCCUAAAGGAAAUUCAAACUUGCAAUGUUUUUACUAUAGUCAUUAUGUUCUAGUUAUGCAGUGAUGGCAUCAUUAUUCAACUAUCAUCAUAUUUAUGGAAAGUUCACAUAAUCUAUCCCAUUCACGUAUCAUUUAUUGAUCUUGAGUAAUUCCAUUCUUAGUAAGCUUUAGCUAAUCAUGGCACUUCAUAUUUUGUCAGUGAGCAGCAGUGCUUUUUAGAUUUUUAAACAAUACUAAUUGAUUUAUAAAUAUUUGAAUAUAUUGGUAUAAGCAUUUUACUUAGGAUCUUGUAUACUAUCUCUGUCAUUAUUUGUUUUUGUUAUCCAUGCAUUGCUACAGUCUACAGACCUUGGGUGUAUAUAUAAUGUUCUUGUGGAAAGAACAAUGUACCAAGUUUUUUUUUUUUUUUACAAAGUGUCAAGGCAAGAAGACUUUCAGGGCAAAGAAAUUUGCUAAUAAAAAUGGAAAAAUAGAAAAUCUGCAUAGUUUUUUAUUACAGGAUUUUUAAUAAACUGUCUUUUUGAGAAUUCACCAACCACCUUAAAGAGAAGACCAACAAAAAGAUUUUUCUGUGAUAUACAUGAAAGUAAAUUAAUCAUACAUGACAGACUUUGAUAAUGUGUAUUCUUUAAAAAUAAAAGUGGGUGGGAAGCCAUAAACCUCUUUGGAAUGUAAUACUUAAUGAAAGUUAAAUCUCGUCAAAUAUAAUUCUAUUUACACAAACCAUUCAAACAAGCAUAGUCAACUAUAAGAAUACAGUACUAAAAAAAUUAUAGUCUACAAUAAAUAGAUAAUUUCUAAAGUAUGGUAUGUUAUGCUACACAAGUGUAAGGCAACAAUAGCUGAAACAGGAACUAGAUAAAGCUCACAAUAAAAAUAAUCUCACAAAACGAAAACAGA